AAAAAAACAGGUUACACAGGUUACAUAAAUGAAAGUACACCAAACUGAAAUCAUAGACUUUGGGACAAAGGGCCUUUAUUUUAGCGUCUUCGUAUUGAGAAAACAUAAACAAAAUGAGGAUUAUGUUUUUGUGUGUGACUCUCCUGAUUCUCUACAGCGUUAUGGAAUCGCAAUCAGAGCGAUUACAGGUGGUUGGUCCAGAAGCUUCUCUUGUUGCUGUAGCUGGUAAAGAUCUGGUUCUGCCCUGUUAUAUCAAACCCAGCACUAGCGCUGUGAACAUGACAGUGCAAUGGCUCAGACUAGAAGCAGAAGACUUGUUAGUGCAUCUCUAUAAUGAUCAUAAAGACAGAAAUGAAGAUCAGGCUCAGUCCUACAGAAGACGAACAUCAUUGUUUAAAGAGGAGCUACAGAAAGGCAACGCUUCACUCAAACUCUCAACUCUGCGAGUCUCUGAUGAAGGAGAAUAUAAGUGUUUCAUUGAGGACAAAUCCUGGUCUGAUGACAUCACUAUUUAUGUCAUUGUCAAUGCUCAGGGAAGCCACCCGGUGAUCAUGAUGGAGAGUUAUGAUAACUCAGGAGGGAUUAAUCUAGUGUGUGAGUCCAGAGGCUGGAAACCUGAACCUGAUGUUCUGUGGCUGGACAGAGAAGGAGCCACUCUGCCUGCUGAAGCUACACAGAUACACAGAGACACUGAGGGCUUCAGUGUGAAACGCCGCAUCACUGUUUAUGAUUAUAGCAACUCCAACAGGUUUUACUGCAGAUUUCUACAAAAACAUCACAUGAAGGAAGCAGAGUUUGUCAUUAAUAGUAAAGUCUUUGAUGCUUGGAAGUGGAUUGUCGGCAUUUCAGUUUCAGCAUUUCUUAUUGCUGUUGGAUGGAUAGUAACUGCAGUUAUUUUACACAAGAAAGAGGAGCAGAGACAGAAGGUGGAACAUGUGUUAGCAGAGAAGAAGUUGUUUGCAGAGCGGCAGAGACGGAGCAUGGAAGCUGAUUUAGCAGAGAUGAAGAAGUUUGCAGUGGAUGUGACUCUGGAUCCUGAUACAGCUCAUCCUCUACUCAUCCUGUCUGCUGAUGGAAAACAAGUGACAUGUGGAGACACAGAACAGGAUCUCCCUGAUACACCACAGAGGUUUACUUCUUAUCCCUGUGUUGUGGGAAAGCAGAGUUUCUCCUCAGGGAGAUUUUAUUAUGAGGUGCAGGUCAGAGGGAAAACUGACUGGACAUUAGGAGUCGUAAGAGAGAACAUUAACAGGAAGCAGUGGAUUCCAUGGAAACCUCAGAAUGGAUUCUGGACUGUGGCUCUGAGGAAUGAGAAUCAGUAUAAGGCUUGUGCUGGUCCCUCUGUCCCCCUCACACUGAGAGAGAAGGUGGAGAAGGUGGGGGUGUUUGUGGAUUAUGAGGAGGGUCUGGUCUCCUUUUAUGAUGUGAAGUCCAGCUCUCAUAUCUACUCUUUCACUGCUCAGUCUUUCACUGAGAAACUCUAUCCAUUCUUCAGUCCUCGGUACAAUGAUGGAGGUAUAAAUUCAGCACCACUGAUCAUCUCUCCUGUAUUUAACACUGAAUGAAUUUUCACCUCACAGAUUUAAUUAUCUAUUAAAUGGUGAGAAUAAAAAGAAAUAUUUUACUUUUUUGGUGAAUUUUAGAAAUACAUAUUCCCUUUUAAAGUGCUGUACAGUUUAUUUGAAUACCUGGGGUUUGUUUUUUUUAUUUUAAUCCUACAGUCUGUUUUUUACACAUUAUGAUUGUGGAACUUUGUCAUUACAAAUCAAAUAUUAAUAAAGAUCAUUUACAGUUCACACUGAGUUUUACUGCAGAAUUGAAUCUGAUCAAUAAAAUGGAUUAAGUUCAGCUGCUGAUGUCUGUGUAGAUACAACCGAACAAAACUGUUUCUCCUUCAGACUCCAUCAAACACAAAUACAAUCAAAUUCAGCUUUUAUUUAGAAAUAAAAAUGUCAGGGUUUAUUCUGUUCUUUAAAAAAAAGGAAAAAAAUCCUUUAUCUGCGCUAAAUUCAGACUUUUGUUCGGUACAAAGGUGAAAAGUGGUUCAUAUCCUAACUGAGAGCAAAUUACUUAAACGUAGGAUGGCAGAGGGAGCCUCAUUAAUAUUCAUGAGAAGCGCUACCUGAUUGGUCAGUGACACGUUUCGGCUCUGACGUUUCAUGUUGCUGCACGCGACCGUUUUGUGGCUGCUGUGAAAAGUCAUGGUGAGGAGAUUACACUGACUAGUGCAAGAACCAGGAUUAACCACCCGGAAAUACACCUUUUAUUUUAUUUUCUGUUUGAAAAGCCAGCUAGCUCUGCAGUAAAGUGACAUUUUCCUUCUGCUUUCCUCAAUAUUUCAGUCCCGCUGUGGUUUUAUGGAGUAGGUUUGCCACACUGAAAUGAAAAGGAGAAUGUCAUUAUGUGAUAAAGGGGUAAAUGCUGAGUGGGACAGUAAGUCACUGCCACUUUCAUCUGUUUUGUAGUGAAGUGAUAUCGAGCUCAGGAGCACAUCAGGAAAGAAAACUUUCUCAUCGAGCAAGCCUUAUUUCUACAUCUAUGAGGUCUGAAUGUUUCUACUUUUCACUUCCUUUCGUUAUGAUAUUUAUUUUCCCGCGGUUGCCAUGGUGAUUAAACCCGUUGUGCAGCAUGAAACGUCAGAGCCGGUGUUCCAGUGAUUCAGGUCCCCUGUUUCUCCGUCAGUGCGCAUGCGCGAAAUCAGGACGUUUUCUCCUGUCGCUACGUUGAGUAGCUUGUGUGUGCUGAGAGUGUGUUAGUGUUAUUAUUUUGUGUUCAGCAGGUAAUAAGGUAAAUUUCAGGUAGCUUGUAAAAUAAUUUGUAUUAAAAUAUAAGCUUUAAAGUAGAGAAUGUUUAUUUGUCAGAGUACAGACACAGUAAGUAGGUAGUGUGUGUUAUUAUUUUAGGUUCUCAGCUACACACUAGGCUUUACUCUGAGAAUAAGUGCACCUAGAAAAGUGGUUUCUCUCUAGUGUGUUGCAUUACAUUUAUAACCUACUGUUGUGUUACUAAUGUUUCUGCUUCACACUUUCAUUCAGCAAGUUUCAUCCGUACUUCAUUCUUUCUUUGGAAAUGAGGUUUUCCCUCCAUAUAUUACAGUAUAUUACACCUGAAACGGCUUUGAACUACAACAGUGAUGAAGAUAAUCCAUCUCUCUGUCUCCUCUCAUCUCUACAAGCUUCAUCCACAUGAUUUUAUUUCUAUAAGAGUCAAUAAUAAUGUUAAUGUGUACAGAUAUUGCUGUUUUGUUCUGAAAGUUUGAGAUUCACAUCCGUUCAGACUAAACACACUUGACGAGAUUUAUUAUUUAUAACUGUAUUUCUGUAUUUUCUCUAUUUAAAAAGGUGACAGGCUGCACUUUCAGGAUUUCUUUUUUUUUAAAUAAACAUAAAACACCACAGCAAAACCUACCACAGACCGUUUCUUGGACAAAGGACCUAGAAUCUUUUUUUUUUUUUCAAAUGGUUAUACAUCAUGGUAAAAAGAAAACACUCUCCUUCAGUUUUAUGUUUUUAUUUAUCAGGGCCUAAUUAACAGUUGUGUUGUCCUCACUUCUAUAAACAAACAAAUAACCUCACGUGACAAAAAACCCACAAUGGAUUUACAUUUUAGAACAAAAGACACUGAGUUAAAGUAAGCUUUAUCAGUGACACUCAGGUUUUUCACUUCCUUCCUGUUUUUCUCUCUUUUGUAUCCUAUGGCUUAAUUAAAAUCACACAAACACACAUAUAAAUUGUGUUCUAAAAUUAUUUAUGAAUAGAUUAAGUAAUUAUUUCUUGCAGUUGCAGCAUAACACGAUUUUAAAAAAUAAACCUCAGUAUCAGUCUCAGUCUGUGAUUAUAUGAUCACAGUACACUAAAUAAAAAUCUCUGCAUCCUACGUAAUAAAGUACCAUUCUAUAUUUCCUAGUCAACCUUAUUCCCCUGACUAUUAAGAUCAUCAUAAUAACACUUUAAUGCACAUAAAAAUCCAUCAGUGCAUUAUUCAGCCACAGUUGUGGGGUGUUUCAUGCAUCCCUUCAUGCUUCCAUUAUAUCUCUUCACUUUUCCUCUCUCCACUUAUUGUAUUUUAAGGUUGUCCUAAUUAACCUGAACCAUGUUUGGUAAUUUGUGACAUCUUGUAAAUGAUUAAAUUAUAAACAUGUGUACAUUUUAUACUCACCUUAUGCUUAUGUCUUUAUACUAACCUUAUGCUAACCUUAUGUUUAUUUUGUUCCUGUAGUUUAACAUGUUUAACUUCUUGUUUGAUGCCGUCCACACCCCCUUAUAUGAUGUCUAAUGAAUUAACUCACAUUAUUUCAAUCAAGCAGUUUCACUGCAAGGGUUCAGUAACAUAAGUUUUGCUUUCACUCAUCAGGCCAGAAAAUAAAUGCAGGUAAGUUUAACUGUCCCUAUAUCGAUCAGUAUUUUCAACUUGGCUGCCAUUAAAUAACUAUUUUCUUACCAUCAGUUAACUAUAUUUAUUAGAGAGGCCACUGCAAACUGCACUGAACUUUGAGUGUUUGGCCAAAAGUGAAAAAGGGCAAAUAGUUUGACAAAAAAAAGAUUAAAUAGACCUAAAACAAAAUGCAAGA
Molecule: messenger RNA, 4570 nt
Organism: Pangasianodon hypophthalmus (striped catfish)
Lineage: Eukaryota; Metazoa; Chordata; Actinopteri; Siluriformes; Pangasiidae
Product: butyrophilin subfamily 1 member A1-like
Exons: 11
Coding region: 114-1565 (483 amino acids)
Molecular function (GO): protein binding
Source: RefSeq, a predicted model, not a curated record